AGCCCUGUUCGCAGCGGUUUAAACUCACACCGGAGACCCUUCGGCCGGAGCGGACCGGUGACCCCCCCUGCCCCUCUUUGUCCCUCCUCCGCCGCUCUCCGCACACGGGGGACAAAAGCGCUGCGGAGAGGGGGGGGCAGCGCGGCCCCCUCGGGACCCCCCUCACCCCCUCCUCCCCCGGGGGCGCGGCAGAUGCGCGGCUGCCCGCGGUAAUUGCGGGCACGCUCCGGAGGGCGCGGCGCACGGGGCCGACCUGCCGCCUCGGCGCGGCCCCGCGGGGCGGCCACGGGGCCAUUGUCCCCCCGCCGCUAUAAGUACGGGCGGCCGCGCCGUCGUGUGCCAAAGCCGCCGCUCACACGAGCGGAUCGCAGCCCGCAGCACUUCAAAGACAAGAGCGGUCGCGUGUCCCCCCCGCCCCGCCUUUCCCUGCCGCUCGUUUGUUUUUUUUUUUUCUUCUGUUUUUUUUUUUCUCCUCUUCCCUCAGCGCUCAGUCCGCCCUGCCUCCCCCUGCAGCGGGAAGCGUUGCUUUUGCUUGUCUAGAUUUUUAUACCGUUAUUGCUUAACUGCAUCCCUGGGAGUUUUCCAUGAUGCCCGCGGAGGCGGCCAGCAGCGGCGGCGGUGCGGAUCCGCCCGGCGCUCCGCGGGAACGGCGGAGACGGCGCGGCCGUGCGCGGGCGCGUACCGAAGCGCUGCUGCACACGCUGAAACGCAGCCGGCGAGUGAAGGCCAACGAUCGGGAGCGGAACCGCAUGCACCACCUCAACGCCGCUCUAGACGAGCUCCGCAGCGUCCUGCCCACUUUCCCCGACGACACCAAGCUCACCAAGAUCGAGACUCUGCGUUUCGCCUACAACUACAUCUGGGCGCUCUCCGAGACCCUCCGCCUGGCCGAGCAGUGCCUCCCGCCACCCCAAACCUUCCGUGGGGCCGCUGCGCCCCCCAGCCCCGGCAGCGACGCCGGCUCCUGGUUGUCCAGCGCUUCCCCGUCCGCCCCCUCUUUCUGCGCCUCCGCCUCCGGCCCCAGCAGCCCCGCCACCUCCGAGGACUGCGCUUACGCGCCCGCCGACGACCUGCGCACCUUCCGCGGGCUGUCUGCCACCGCGCCCCCCGGCGCUCCCUGCCGCUAGGGCGCACCGCUCUGCGCCGCUACGCGCAGCGCGCCCGGCUCCCCCGCCCGAGGGCCGAGGGUGGCGGGGGGGACGAUGUCGCCUCCCGUUGCCCCGCGCCCCCCAGUCCCCGACCCCCGCCUCACAUCCCCUACGACAACGAAAACCGGGAAGAAAAGCGACAGAUUUGCUGCCGCAGACGAGGUGAAAAGUCAAUUUUACAAUUUGUAGCUCUCCAGCGAAGAAAAACGAGCAUGAAAAUUUGGUUUGAACGCCCUGACAAUGCCAUGAAAAGGCUUAGGGGGCCGAUGCGGCCCGGGGCGCAGCACGGGGCUCAGCGCGUCCCCCCUGCCCUGCGCCCGGGGCGGCUCAGCCCCUCACGGGGGGGGGGCCCAGCACCGGUCUCGAUAGGACCUGGUGUCCGACGGACAAGGAGAGAGGCUCAUGCAUUAUAGAUGCUGACCCCCAGCGCGGCGGUCUUGCUUUAGAGCAGGGGUAUUCAGCGACUGGGCUAGAUAGGGGUUUAAUUUAUUCAAGAUGUUCAUUCAUAUGAAAAUUGUAUUUUUGUACAUAAAGAGCUUUAUUCUAUUAUUAUGCCUCUUAUCAAAGUGGGUUCAUUUUUUUUUUUUUUUUAAAGAAAUUGUACUUUGUCCUGUAAAUAAAAUUUUUAACUUUUCUACUGAA
This is a messenger RNA of Columba livia (rock pigeon), 1790 nucleotides long. RefSeq names its product neurogenin 1 (gene NEUROG1). The transcript is spliced from 2 exons. The record is from RefSeq and is a predicted model, not a curated record. Gene Ontology annotation, molecular function: E-box binding; DNA-binding transcription factor activity, RNA polymerase II-specific; protein dimerization activity. Gene Ontology annotation, cellular component: nucleus. Bases 585 to 1127 code for a protein of 180 amino acids. NCBI's taxonomy places the organism in Eukaryota, Metazoa, Chordata, Aves, Columbiformes, Columbidae. Gene Ontology annotation, biological process: sensory organ development; forebrain development; axon development.